ACAUCUUGUCUAGAAAGUGACCAGUGAGUGAACAGUUAUCUUUUUGUUUUAAGUAUUGUUAUUGUUGUUGUUUUAAAACCUUAUCCGCUGGUUAAUAAUAAUAUAGAUAACGUGCAUGGAGAUAACAUUAAUGGUUUGUUGAGAGGAGAACAUAAUGCACUAAUGCCGUUAUAUGGAAUAAUAAAGCAGCAGCUACUAUAAUAUGAAGAAAGUAGUCCCUGCCGUCACGGCCGUGUGGGCGAGUCACCCUGUAUAAAUACGCCGGGUUGUCAAACAGUAAAGUUUCUCUGGACCCUCCAUGCAAACUGUCAGCUGAAGACAAACUGGGAAAGCCUGUGGCCAUUUGAGAAUUGGGGCAGCAGUUAAGACAUUCAACAACAAUAAGGUGAAAAAUAUCUAGUGGUCAGCAUCUGAAUCACCGACUCGACACAUCCGCCUUGAAAUCCGAGACAACACAAGGGAAUUAUAACAAACGCAGGAGUACAAGCGGAGCUAGUGCAUCAGUGACGGUAGUCGGGACCUGACGACAUUGUUGCAUAUCUGUGAGGACAAAAGACGGCCUGCAACUUGCUGCCCCCGCCUUCAAGGUGCCUUUACCAUGGUGACACUAAAAGAAUCCUACACGUUACAAUAAGCCAGAGGAAGAACUCCUUGUCGCUGUUUCGUUGCCUCUGCGUCAUUUCGAUCACUUUGCUCUCAGGGCGGUGCUGACCUGGUGCAGCCAUGCAUCUGGAGGUGAAGGUCGCCCUCAACUUCAUCGUGUCCUACCUGUACAACAAGCUGCCUCGGCGUCGAGCUGACUUGUUUGGCGAGGAGCUGGAGAGGAUACUGAUGUCUCGUUUUGAGGGCCACUGGUACCCUGAAGCACCUCUCAGGGGCUCAGCGUUCCGCUGCAUUCACCUGGGAGCGCCGAGGGACCCCGUGGUGGAGUUGGCCGCCAAGAGGAGUGGACUGGACACGGAGGAAGUGCGUGCAAAUGUCCCUGCAGAGCUCAGCGUGUGGAUUGACCCUUACGAGGUAUCCUACCAGAUCGGGGAGAAAGGGGCAGUGAAGGUCCUCUACCUGGAGGACCCUCCGGGCCUCGGCUGUGACGGCGAGAGGGCCGAGGGGGUGAUCAGAGAGGGCAAAGGAGACGCGGAGGCGGAGGAGGCCAAGAGUCUGGGCUUUAACCCAGACGCUCAGGUGUUCGUGCCAAUUGGAAGCCAGGAGUCUCCUGCCCUCAUGCCGUCGCUCUCCAGCUCUCCCACCCCUCUGUCUGCCCAGUCCUGCCCCGGGCUCUUCAGUUACCCCAGCUCCAGCACGCCCACUGACCCCGCCACCCACUCCUCGAACACCUCGACCCCUUCUCCGCCCAGCGGCGGGCUGCCCUACCUCUCCGCUCAGCAGCCGCCCUCCACUCUCCCCGCCGCCCGUCCUCAGCCCAUCACAUUCACCACCGCCAGCUUCGCCGCCACCAAAUUCGGCUCGACCAAGAUGAAGAAGUGCAGCGGGGCCGGGUCGGCAGCCGGCCCCGGCCCCGGAGCCGCCAUAACGCCUACCCAGAGGAUGCUCACCCGCUCUCCCACCACCAUCUCGGCACCAGAGCUGCUCAAGCACAAGCCCCUGUCUCUCUCCUUGCACUCGCUCGGAGGUCCCAUCGCCAGCCAGCUCUCCCCCAACGCCAAAGAGUUUGUCUACCCAGGAUCCCCGGGCCCCCUUUACUUUGAUGCCGAUGCCCAGCCCAUGCAGCCACUUGCUAGCCCUUUCCAACCCCCCCACGCUCUCAACACCCAUCCGUCCUUUGACCCGUUCUCCAGCCCUCCCCCUGCCCAGAGUGUGGGCAUCAUUGGCAGCAACGGAGGGAUCCCCUACAUGGAGAAGCCGCCAUUCGUCGAGGGUUUAGGAAGCUACAACCUGCAAUAUCCUAGCCAGUCCUUCCAGCCCGUCGUGCUGGCCAACUAAGCCUUCAUUUGUAACGCUAACAACUGUUGUAGGAGGAGGUGGGUUUGGACAUUGAUGCUCCAGAUCUUUUCAGUUUUUCUAAGAAAUUGAUACUAAUACAAGUUUAGAACUACAAAGAUUUAAAAUACCCCGUCCACUGAAUAAUUCAUGUGAUUGGUUUUGUUCCUCCAUUACCCCCCCCCCCCAGCACCCCCCCACCCCUGACCUGUAGUCUGUUGCCGUUACUCAUCACGUUCUGUGUGUUUGCUUUGACAGGAAUGGGUAGGGUGGGGUGUUCCUUUCUACCUUGAGUGGUUGCCAAUCAUUUGUUUUUGCAUUGAAUGUUAAUGUGAGGGGCUUUUUCUUUUUUCUUGACUUGUUGUUUAAUGGACCCGGCUGUAGUAUGGCUCCAUUUUGCACUGCACUGUCAUGCUGUGAAAAAGGACCUUGCCAAGUCCUGCAGGGAGCGACGGCUGUGGGAAAAGCUCAGCACUUUGCUCUGCAAUCUGCUCUGCCCUACUUGCAACAAAUACAGAGGUGUGUGUGUGCGUGUGCGUGUGCGUGUGCGCGUGCGCGUGUGCGUGUGUGUGUGUGUGUGUGUGUGUGGUCCUGCUCUGUUAUGUUGUGGCUCAGCGUGAUGGAGAGACUCAUUGUUUGUACGGUGGGCCCGUUCCCCUUGAAAGGCACUCGUGCGCACGCACAUUUUGACACUGUUGUUGUUGCCGGGCGUAAAUCGGAGGCAGUUUAUCGUCAGCUGGAAUGUGUACAUGACACGAGUUUAAAUGGAAGUGAGAGCAGUGGAGGGAGCAGAAAGAGAGCAUCGGGGUGUUAAGGCAGUGUGAUGUAUAAGAAUGUGUUGUAUCUGUCGUGGGGGGGGGGGGGAAGGUCAGGGAGACCUUGGUGAAUGUGAAAAACAAGUAAAUCUUUGUAUUUUAAGACGACGACGAUGCGCUGAUACCUCAAUCAUACAGACUGGGAUGCAAGUUAUGGUUUCACACAUGUAUUCAAAUGGAGAGACACACAUAGAAAUAUGCGCACAAAUGCACAAUUCCAGUCAGCAGUGUGUGUGUGUGUGUGAGAAGGUGACGAGGCGUAGUGGAUGCAGCAGUUAAGCAGUAGGAUUGUGAUAAAUGGCUUGGUAUGACUUUGACUAUGAAGGAGAGGUUUUCCUCUGCAGGAAGGGGGGGAAGAGAGGGAGAUAAGAGAGAGAAGGGAAGACCGGAGAAAGCGAAUAGAGAAGCAGCUCGAGGGUUCUGUUGCCUCUGUGGCUACCAGGCUGUAUUGGCUCAGAGAGCGACACUUUGACACCCAGAACACGUUUCUGGUGAGCUUAAAUGGUAUUGAAGCCAAAGGCUAACACUAUUCUCUCCCUCGUCUUGUGAUUCUUCAGUGAUCUGUGGCUGCCAACAACGGACAAACCAGAAUGGUACAGUUACAGGUUGCUCUGUCUCUUUCUUUUUGUUCCCCAGUUAUGUGAACAAAGAUGCAACGGUGAAUGUUCUUUCACUGGUCUGUAGCUUUUAUUGGCUGGCUUGUCAGAUCUCUGGAAGUCUGCUGUUUUGCUAACAAUGGUUUGUUUACCAGCCGUGUCCACGGGAUUGUCAGUUAGUCACUGCAGGGAAGGGUAACUCUCAGAUGUCCAUUUGAGCUGUCCAGCACUUUAUUACUGGGCUCCUGAGGCGGUGUGUCGCCCACAGACACGAGCGCUGACACCAUUCCUUUGCCCUCUGUUUGGAAAUGGCACAUUUUUAUUCAGCUAUCAUGAAAUGCUUUAGAGAUUCAAACGGGAGCUUAAUUUCAUUCAAGUGCAUCAAGCUGGUGAGGAGGCGCAGUUGGUCAUGUCCGUUUAUUUGAAUGUUUUCAAGUCUGUUUUUGUAUAAGAUGACCCGUGGACCCUUGACUUGUGCUCACGCUGGUUUUGCAAUGUGACAGCUUGUCAUACGCAUGCGAGUUUGUAUUUCUUUUUUUUUUUUUCUUUUCAAGGGGAAUGAGUGGAGAGGUACACAUCGUAAAGGGGAAAGAUUUAUAGUUUUAUGUUUUGUAAUUUAUUUCCAAUAUUUCUAUAUUUUUGUUUUUGCAAAAUGAUCACAUACAUUUGUAUGAGUAAGACAUGACAAGUCCAGGAAUAUGUAUAUACAAAGUUCUUAUGUUCAGAUUCUUUGUUUAGUUUCUUACAUGCCGAGGUUAUUUUUCCAGAAAAUAACAUGAAUAUAUGCAAACUGAGACAAAAAUAAAAGAUGUACAGAAUAAAGUAUUGAAUGUGUAUUGUACCUUGUGCAGAAUUUGUCUAAUAAGACGGGUAAAUGUAUUUGUUCUUCAAGUUGGAUUUGAAGCUUAAGAUGUGAAUGUUUACAGUGGGUUUGUGUGGGAAAGGAUGGCUGAUAUCACACUUCUUUUCAGAGUUUUCCCAGGGCAGCCUGACGACACUACUCCCAUAGGCAGUACAUUUAAACCAAAAAACCUUUUCAGUGCAAUGUCCAUUCCCCCCUUAUGUGAAUUCACUGCAUAUUGUGGUCGCCCCGCUUAUUUUCCCCCUGAAUAAGUGUCCAUCACUGGGUUUCGUUGUUUGUUUUUUUAGGGGGGAGGGAUUUGAAAAACUAUUAUAAACCAUUUCUCGUCAACAAUACUGAAUAACUCCCCUGUUUUUUGUCUGUGCUACUAGAGUACCUAAACCCAAAUAUAUAUUUUGACCUCCCUCAUAUAAUAUCUAUAUCCCACCUCAUUCUUUCUCAGUGGGCUCUCUUCUCCCCCACCAGCCUGGUCCCUUUGGUCCUGAUACUAUAGCCAUAUCCCAGACUGUCUUUUGCGUACACGGAUGCUCACCCUUCUCCAGUGCAAUGUAAUGCCAUAAUUUAAAUUACCCUGAAGGAUUCAAGGGGUCUCUACCUCUCUGCACCCGGGAAUGGGGAAAAAAAAAAGAAAUCCAGUAUAUCUCCUCUUUAGGAAGACAGUGUUAACGGCAGGUUUAAGAAGGAUAAAGGAAAUGAAUGUGCUGUGGAUGUGAUCUGUUGUUCGUCAACCCUGGUUGAGAUGGCCUGUGGAAAAUACAUGAGGAAACAUCUUUUUUUUGUGUGUGUGUUAAAGAGAUGUUUAGUCUCAUGCAUGUCCAAAAAGUCCAAGUGACAACUUUUUAGUUUUUUUUUUUUUUUUUUUCCAUAUUUGUCAGAUUAUUCCGAACAAACGAGGUGUGUUGUUAAAUUUCCUCUGCGUACGAAUCGGGCUCUUGAGGUGAGGGAUCUGAGGAUGUGAGGCGUUGCUGUAAAAGCUGUUUUGCCCUCGCGUCUUUUUAAGAGCGAAUGCUGGUUUGUUUCCCACUUGAAAAGAACACUUUGGUGUUUUUAAACUCGCCACAGAUCGACUCUAAACGCAGGCUAUUCCACGAUCAGGGUUGAACAUCAAUGAGGAAAAACAAGAAUUUUGUAUUCUGAUGUCCUUUUGCUUAUAUCGAUGUGUGCGUUUUAUUUUGCACUUUGGAAUAUUUCAUUGUCAUAAAAGAAGUUUAUUUUCUAUGUAAAAAAUUUAACAUUUAAGAUUAAAAUAGAUAUAAUUCAAAGUUCAGAUGAUGUAUAAAUAUAGUGCUUUCUUUCCUGCCUGUAUUUUAUUAUUUUUCCUAUUUUGUAUCUGAUCUGUACACCCUGUAGAUGUGUUAUGAAUCUUUCACUACUCAAAUGCAAUGACCUGUUUUCUGUGCUGCCCCCCCCCGGGGAUGGGGAGUUACUACUGCAGUUUCUUAUUGUAUCAGAUUCUUUUUUAAGUUUGUAAUAAAAAAAAAAACAGAUUGGCAAAAAUAA
Messenger RNA from Anarrhichthys ocellatus (wolf-eel), 5711 nucleotides. It is a transcript of the gene tob2, whose product is annotated as transducer of ERBB2, 2. Gene Ontology annotation, cellular component: cytoplasm; nucleus. Gene Ontology annotation, molecular function: transcription corepressor activity. The transcript is spliced from 2 exons. Lineage: Eukaryota; Metazoa; Chordata; Actinopteri; Perciformes; Anarhichadidae. The coding region runs from base 724 to 1941 and encodes 405 amino acids. The record is from RefSeq and is a predicted model, not a curated record. Gene Ontology annotation, biological process: regulation of gene expression.